Messenger RNA from Protomyces lactucae-debilis, 2184 nucleotides. RefSeq names its product hsp70-like protein. The record is from RefSeq and is a predicted model, not a curated record. Gene Ontology annotation, molecular function: ATP-dependent protein folding chaperone; ATP binding. The transcript has a single exon. Gene Ontology annotation, biological process: protein folding. NCBI's taxonomy places the organism in Eukaryota, Fungi, Ascomycota, Taphrinomycetes, Taphrinales, Protomycetaceae. Gene Ontology annotation, cellular component: cytosol; nucleus. Bases 1 to 2184 code for a protein of 727 amino acids.
AUGUCUGUUGUUGGAAUCGAUCUCGGCUCUGCAACGACCGUCAUUGCAGUGGCCCGCAAUCGCGGUAUCGAUGUCAUCACAAACGAAGUCUCUAACCGCGCUACACCGACACUCGUAGGCUUCGGCCCAAAGGCAAGGACACUCGGAGAGCCAGCCAAGACGAACGAGAUUUCAAACUUCAGGAACACAGUUGGGAGCUUGAAACGUAUCAUUGGUAGACGGUUUGAUGACCCAGAGAUCCAGGAAAUUGAGAGCAAAUACAUCUCAUCUGAGCUGAUUGACAUUGACGGUGGUGUCGGUGUCAAGGUCAACUACCUGGGCGAGGAGAGCAUCUUUUCUUCUGUUCAACUGACUGCCGCAUUCUUGACCAAGAUCAAGGAGACUGCCACGGCUGAGCUUAAGAUGCCAUGCUCAGAUGUGGUCAUCUCUGUACCAGGAUGGUUUACCGAUGUGCAGCGUAAAGCAGUGCUUGAUGCAGCAGAUAUUGCUGGCCUUCACGCUCUGCGUCUCAUGAACGACACAACCGCGUCAGCACUCGGCUACGGAAUCACCAAGACUGAUUUGCCUGAAGACAAGCCUCGGUACCUCGCCAUUUGCGACAUUGGUCACUCCAACUACUCCGUUGCCAUCGUUGCCUACAAGAAAGGACAACUCAACGUCAAGUCGACCGCAUACGACCGUCACUUUGGUGGACGUGACUUUGAUCGUGCCCUUGUGGACCACUUUGCAAAAGAAUUCUCCGCCAAGUACAAGCUCGACCUGCAGUCCAACCCAAAGGCCAUGUUCCGAUUGACUGCUGCUGUUGAAAAGAUGAAGAAGAUUCUGUCUGCCAAUUUGCAGGCGCCCAUCUCUGUUGAGAGCAUCAUGAAUGACGUGGAUGUUUCAGCAAUGAUGAAGCGUGACGAACUCGAGGCACUCGUACAACCCCUUCUUGACCGCGCUACAGAGCCUCUCGAGCGUGCUCUUGCUGAUGCUGGUUUGACAAUUGAGGAUAUCGAGGCUGUUGAGAUGGUUGGUGGAUGCACGCGUGUCCCUGCCGUCAAGGAACGCAUCGCUGCCUUCUUUGGCAAGACUCUUUCCUUCACACUCAACCAGGACGAGGCUGUUGCGCGUGGUUGUGCAUUUGGUUGCGCCAUCCUCUCUCCUGUUUUGCGUGUGCGCGACUUUGCCGUGCACGACUUGACUCCCUAUGGUAUUGAAUUCUCAUGGGACAAAUCGCCAGAAAUCAAGGAUGAAGACCCAGAACUGCUUGUCUUCAACAAGAACAAUGUCGUUCCUUGCACCAAGAUUAUGACAUUCUACCGAAAGGAGGACUUUACCCUCACGGCGAAAUACGCUGAUGCAAGUGCAUUGCCUGGCAAGACACAGCCGUGGAUUGGCACCUACACCAUCAAGGGUGUCAAGCCCAACAGCGAAGGUGACUUCAGCAUCGUCAAGGUCAAGUCUCGUUUGGACUUGCACGGUACAUUGAUUGUGCAGGAAGCGUAUGUUGUUGCUGAGAAGGAGGUCGAGGAGCUUAUUCCUGAGUCUGAGUUGCCACCUGUUGAGGAGAAGCCCAAGUCGGCUGACUCUGAGAUGCCGGAUGCAGAUGCAGAUGCAGAGGUGGAAGAGCCCCCUAAGCCCAAGACACGUCUUGUGAAGAAGAUGUUGCGCACAGAUGAUAAGCUUACUGUUGUCUCUGCCUCUGGUUCAUUGGACGCACAAACCAAAGCACGUUUCCAGGAGCAAGAAGUGCAAAUGACCAUGACUGACAGGAUCGUGCUUGAGACAGAAGACCGCAAGAAUGCACUUGAGGAGCACAUUUACUCUGUCCGCAGCAAGCUCGAAGACGAAUGGGCACCUUUCGCAAGUGAGCAAGAGAAGGAGAAGCUCAACAAGGCGCUCAUGGAGGUUGAGGACUGGCUCUACGAUGAGGGUGAAGAUGCCAAGAAGGCCAAGUAUGUCGCAAAGCUUGAGGACUUGCAGCGUUUGGCUGGUCCCAUCCGUGGUCGCUACUUUGAGGAGGAAAACAAGAGGAUCGAGGCGGAGCGGGCGGCUAGAGAGCUGGCCGACAAGAAAAUUGGCAAGAAGUCACAGGGCGAGGAGCGUCCCGCGGUACCUACUGCUGAGCAGGUCAACGUUGAGACCAAGAAGGUCGAGCUCGAGGCAAAGGAUUAUGACUUGAAGGAUGCAGAGAACAUUUAG